AAAGUUGUGAAAUUUCCACUUGUUGGACGAAAGUGAUUCUGUUUUGAUUUGGAAGGAUUAGCAGUGCUAACAAACAUGGCAGAAGGCGAUACAGCUGAGCAGGAUGCUGAGAAUGUUAUACGCAUAAUGGUGGCCACUGACAAUCACUUGGGAUACGCCGAAAAGGACGCUGUGCGCGGGGAGGAUAGUUUUACGGCAUUUGAGGAAAUACUGGAAAUGGCUGUAGCCGAGGAUGUGGACAUGAUUCUGCUGGGCGGCGAUUUGUUCCACGAUGCAGUGCCUAGCCAAAAUGCAAUGCACAAAUGCAUCGAAUUGUUGAGGCGUUAUACUUUUGGAGAUAAGCCGGUGUCCCUGGAGAUACUGAGCGAUCAGGCGGCUUCAUUUCACAACGCCGUCAAUCAAUCGGUAAACUAUGAGGAUCCCAAUCUGAACAUUGCCAUACCCGUCUUUUCCAUACACGGCAAUCAUGAUGAUCCAAGUGGUUUUGGGCGCCUGAGCUCCUUGGAUCUGUUGAGCACAACAGGCCUGGUUAACUACUUUGGACGCUGGACAGAUCUGACCAAAGUGGAGAUAAGUCCCAUUCUGAUACGCAAGGGUGAAAGCAAAUUGGGAUUAUAUGGACUCAGCCACAUACAUGAUGCCCGCUUGGCGCGUCUCUUUAAGGACUAUCAAGUUGUAAUCAAUGGACCCAAUGAAUCCGAUGAGGAGUGGUUCCAUCUGAUGGUUGUUCAUCAGAAUCGCGCCGAAAAUCGAGGAUUCAAAAACUAUAUUCCCGAGGAGGCGCUUCCUUCGUUUCUGCACUUGGUUAUUUGGGGUCACGAGCACGAUUGUCGCAUUGAUCCUGAGUUGAAUGCUUUGCGGGAUUUCUAUGUCUCCCAACCCGGCUCAUCGGUGGCCACAUCUCUGUCCGAGGGCGAAGCGAAGAAGAAGCACGUCGGCCUCUUGGAGAUAUACAAAACAAAGUUUCAUCUGAAGCCUCUGCCAUUGCAAACUGUGCGUCCAUUUGUCUUUGAUUCUAUUAAUCUUGCAGAAUGUGUCGAUAAACUCAAUUUGGGCGAGGGUGAUGCCUCCACAAAGGUGUACAAUUUCGCCAAGGAGCGCGUGGAAGCCAUGAUUGAGCAUGCCAAGACGAUGCUAACGGACCACCCGAAGCAGCCAAAGUUGCCAUUGAUACGACUUCGUCUACUGUUUAAUGAGGAAUCGCACAUGUUUAACACCAUUCGAUUUAGCCAAAUGUUUGGCACGCGUGUGGCCAAUCCCGCUGAUGUGGUCAAGUUUGACAGGCUGAAGAAGUUUAGGGGCAAGAGUGACAAGAUCAGUGUCGACAAGGAAGCGAUGCAGCGUGCUAUGGAAGUGGACAACACCAAUCGUGUUGAGCAAUUGGUGGAUAAAUAUUUCGAGCAAGCGAAUAAUCCACUCAAGCUGAUGCACUCCAAGGCAUUGGCAGAGGUAACCUAUCGCAUGGUGGAUCAUUCCGAUAACGAUGCAGCUGAUGAUAUCUUUGGCUUUUAUAGUCAGAAGGCAGUUGAGCAUUUGAUGGAAGCUCUGCCCGAUGAUGACAGCAUUGACGAAGAACUGAUCAAAUUUCGACUCCAUCACAGUGCCGAUGAAAUGCUGAAAGCAUUGGACUCUUCUGGUUUUAAGGGGGUAGGAUCUGCAGCUGAAAAUGGUGAAUCACUGAAGAUUGAGACGAAUGCUUCAAUGUCUACAGCUGAAGAGCCGCCCAGCGUUGGCGCUGGGGGAGCAAGAGGUACACGUGGGCGUGGUCGUGGACGAGGACGUACUGCAGCAAACACUGCCACAACCAGAGACACAACCAGUCGCUCAAAUGACACAUCAACCAAUUCGUCAGGCAGGCAGCAAACACUUUUGAGCGCUGUCAGUAGUGGACGCAAAACCAAUCCAAAUACCUAUGUUAUAUCGGAUGAUUCCGACUAACUGUUAUUUUUAUGCUUUUGAAGCACAUUUAUACUCCUGUGAAGCAUUUUUAUAUUUUUCAAGGCUUUCCAAUCGCCUCUAAAAAAUUUUAAAAUAAAUUCAACUCAGUUUUUAAGAAGUCUGUUAAAUCUA
Messenger RNA from Drosophila innubila, 2070 nucleotides. It is a transcript of the gene mre11, whose product is annotated as double-strand break repair protein MRE11. The coding region runs from base 76 to 1938 and encodes 620 amino acids. The record is from RefSeq and is a predicted model, not a curated record. The transcript is spliced from 5 exons. Gene Ontology annotation, cellular component: Mre11 complex; nucleus. Lineage: Eukaryota; Metazoa; Arthropoda; Insecta; Diptera; Drosophilidae. Gene Ontology annotation, biological process: double-strand break repair via nonhomologous end joining; mitotic G2 DNA damage checkpoint signaling; mitotic intra-S DNA damage checkpoint signaling. Gene Ontology annotation, molecular function: 3'-5'-DNA exonuclease activity; manganese ion binding; DNA endonuclease activity.